Molecule: messenger RNA, 2025 nt
Organism: Phragmites australis (common reed)
Lineage: Eukaryota; Viridiplantae; Streptophyta; Magnoliopsida; Poales; Poaceae
Product: protein-tyrosine sulfotransferase-like
Exons: 12
Coding region: 387-1922 (511 amino acids)
Cellular component (GO): membrane
Molecular function (GO): heparan sulfate 6-sulfotransferase activity
Source: RefSeq, a predicted model, not a curated record
ACCGGCACUAGCGCAGCAGCUGCGCGGGCGAGAGUGGGAGAGAAUAAACAUCAACGCCACCACGACACGGGCACGGGACCCGAGGGGGUGAGCGCGAGGAAAGCGGCUGGUGCCGGGCCGCCCGCGCCGGUGCCGAGGCCGAGGCCGCCCUCCCUGCCUGCCGCCGCGCGCCGAGUUGGGGUCCCCGCCACAGCCCGCCCUCUCGUGAUCCUUCCGUUUCCUCCCCCCACCUUUUUUUAACGCCCCGCCCCCUUGCCCUGCUGCCCUCCUCCCACCCGUCGCGGCUGUUGCGGCGCCGGCUCUCUCGUCCUCGUCUCCCCCGAUCGCUGCGCCUGGUCCGCCGCGUUCGCUGCUGGAUCUGGGGGGGGGGGGGGGGCGCCGAAUCGAUGGCGCGGCCGCUCGGAUUGGGCGUCCGCGCGCUCGCUCUCCUCGUCGUCGUGUCAGCGGCCUUGCUCCCACUCGUCAGCUCCGAGGACGAGCACAAACACUGCGAGGGAGUCGUUAAGGGCUGGGCGGAUUCAACUGCGAUAAGCGAGAAAGAUGGUGACAAACUGAGCCUCAAGGAUUUGCUGUUCUUCCUUCACAUUCCUAGAACCGGAGGCCGUACCUACUUUCACUGCUUCUUGAAGAAGCUGUAUACAAAUGCGCAGGAAUGCCCGCGCUCCUAUGAUAAACUGCGGUUCGACCCAAGCCAUCCUGAUUGCAAGCUGGUUGUUAGUCAUGAUGACUAUAGCUUAAUUUCCAAGCUGCCAAGGGAGAGAGCUUCCGUAGUAACAAUACUAAGAAAUCCAAUUGAUCGUGUAUUUAGCACAUAUGAGUUCUCAGUUGAAGUUGCAGCUAGAUUCCUUGUGCACCCAAACUUAACUUCUGCGAAGUUAAUGACGAGCCGUGUGUUAACAAAGACUCGUGCUGUAAGUACAUUGGACAUAUGGCCUUGGAAGUACUUGGUUCCAUGGAUGAGAGAAGAUCUGUUUACCAGGAGAGAUGCCAGGGGGAUUGACAAAGUGCAUAGUAGCAAGAAGGUUAAUGCAUAUGAUGUGGAGGAUAUGGUUAUGCCAUUACACCAGUACAUCAAUGAUCCGGUUGCCCAGGAAAUCAUUCAUAAUGGCGCUACAUUUCAGAUUACUGGGCUAACGAACAAUUCAUACUUUGAUGGAGCACAUGAGGUUCGACACUGUGUCAGAAAGCAUCCCAAUCUUGGUCGUCUUGUGCUUGAAGUUGCUAAGAAUAGGCUGGACCGAAUGCUGUAUGUAGGACUUACGGAAGAACAUGAAGAAUCAGCAAGGUUGUUUGCUCAUAUGGUAGGAGCACAGGUGCUUUCACAGUCUGCGACAUUGAACUUAGAUAUCAAGGAAGAUCUACCCAGUGGGAAUGACUCUCACCCAUCCAUGCUAGAUCCAGAGGAUGAAGAAACACAUGAACAUCUGAAUAGCACCCAUGGCUGGCAAAAUAAUGAAGCUCUGAACGCUACCAGGGAUGAACAUGGAAAAGGAAAUAUGACUGUUGGUAAAUUGAUGGAAGCUUAUGAGACUUGCAUUGCUAAACUGCGAAAAUCUCAAUCUAACCGUCGUAAAAUAUCCCUAAAGAAAGUUGAGGAAGCAAACUUUUCAAAGGAGGCCCGAAAGCUGGUACCUGAGGCAAUUUUGAAGCAAAUUAUCUCCUUGAACAGCCUUGACAUGGAACUCUAUGAGCAUGCUAAGAAAAUUUUUACCCAGGAACAUCUUAUGCUAAAAGCUCAACAUUCCAUGGUGGGGCAGCACAGACAAUUGGCAGAACAAGAGGGCUGGAUAAGCAUAGUCUGCAAGGACGGGAUUUGCUCUCCUUGGAUGGUGGUCCUGUUUGGUCUAGGGAUCACGACAAUCAUAGUUUUUGUCUCAUUUGCUGUAACAACGAGACGAAGAACGUCGAAACUCAAGGUUUAACUAUGAUUCAUGAGGCAGUCUCUAGAUUUUGAUGUACAGUCUGAUGAUGCCCCAGACAUUACCAUUUACAUUCUUUUGGGCAAAGGUGUUCACAUGCACAAAA